AGUAGUCCAGCCCAGUCGUACAGUCAUACGAAAGAGACACAUCGCUGAGUCUUAUUUAUUAUCCCAGAAAACAAUUCAUAUUUUAUGCUCGUCGCCGCAAAACAUACACAGCGAGUCUAGCAUUGCUCGGAGAAAAGGGGUUUUGUGUUUCUCGGAUUCAAGAAAACCCAUCAAAUUUCUCAGGUUCUUGAUUAUUUCGCCAUGGCUUUGGAUGGAAACAUUCAGGAGCACAACAGUGACGCAGCCCAUCAGUUAUUAACCAUGUGCACACAUUCUUAUUUUGAUCUUACCCAUGUUUCUCCUGUGGUGUUUUUGUAUCUCCUAAAGGAGUGUUACGUUCGAGGCAAAUGCAAGGCAACAAUGAAAUUUCGUUCUCUUCAGCAAACAGUCCAUCAAGUUUUAUAUAAUGCUCCAAGACCUGGACCAGCUAUAUUUGUCGCUCGCUGCCUCUUGGUGUUGCCUAUAUUUGAAUCACAUUGCGAAGGAUUCAGUCACUUACUAAUAUCCGCCCUUCGUCGUUUUCUCAUAAAUGGAACAACUAAAGAGGAUAUGCUUGAAGCAAAGUUCCUUGCCUCAAAAUUGUUUCUCAACACUGUUGGGGGGAUUGGUCAUGACGAAAGGAUUCUCAUAAAGAUACUUGAAGUGUUUGAUGUUAAGCUGGAAGAUAUUGGAAAAGUCAUCUGCAAUCCAGAUGUAAAGGAUGAAAACAAUUUGAAUGCAGCAAAAGAAUUUAUUAAGCAAUAUAUCCUUAAUUUGGUAGAGUCCAAGUCAUAUAUGACAGCUGUCACUUUGCUGGAACAUUUCGGUUUCUGCCAGUUCGGAGAGGCAUUUUUGCUUAAAAUGAUGGAGCAUAAAGAAUAUACUGCUGCCGAAAAGUGGGCAGCUUUUAUGGGAAAGCCAAUGUUAUGUGUCCUUGUCCAAGAAUACCUUGAUCGCUCAAUGCUAAAAAAUGCAUACAAUGUCAUAAGAAACAACAGUCUGAAAGAUGAAUUUCCAGAAGCCUAUCACAAGGGCAAAGAAAGCUCCAUUAAGAAAUUCGCAGAAAAGGGAUUGUGGGACAUUGCUGAGGAAAGAACAAAUAAGAACAAGCAACAUCUUGAAUAUUUGGUUUAUCUGGCAAUGGAAGCUGGUUACUUUGAAAAAGCUGAAGAGCUUCGUGAGCGCCACGCGCUUGAAGGUUUUGCAAAUCUUGAUGAACUGCAGGCGAGCCUUCCAAAAACUCGUUUUUUUGAUCUUAAUGAACUGGCACUGGAUGGCAUCAAAUGGGUUGACGAUGUCAGUGGUUUGCGUGAUGCUACAUGCCACAUCGAGGGGUGCAAAGUCAUUGGCAUUGAUUGUGAAUGGAAACCUGUUUAUGAAAAAGGCAAAAAGCCUAAGGUUUCUAUCAUUCAAAUUGCUUCAGAAAAGAUGGUCCAUAUCUUGGACUUGAUAAAGUUGUUUGAAGAUGUACCGGAAGUUUUGGACAAUUGUUUGACCCGCAUAUUUCGUUCUUCAAAAGUUUUAAAGCUUGGUUAUAACUUCCAGUGUGAUGCGAAACAACUAGCUCGUUCUUAUGAAUCUCUGGAGUGUUUCAAGCACUAUGAGAUGUUACUGGAUAUUCAGAAUCUGUUUAAUGAACCUCGGGGCGGUCUUUCUGGCUUGACAAAGAAAAUCUUGGGAGCUGAACUAAACAAGACAAGACGAAAUAGUGAUUGGGAGCAACGCCCUCUAACUCCAAAUCAGUUGGAAUAUGCUGCUCUUGACGCUGUUGUGCUCAUUCAUAUAUUUGCACAUUUCCGGGGACAAUCACCACAGGGGUGGAAAGCACACAUUGUAAGUAGAAUUUAUUGUGGUCCUAUGGUCCCCGGACUCUCUUGGAAGUGCCGAAUAUGUGUCUAGGGAUUGGUAAAGGUACGUCCUGUGGAUGAACCAGUAAAGCAGAUGGAAUCAGCUUGAAGAACCAAGAAAUCUACAAGUUAAGUUGGAUAGAUAUAUACAGUCAGUCGGGAUACAUAGUCUUCUUAGUCCUUUAACUCGCAGUUGCCAUUUCUGACAUUUUCCGAGAAUAGGACAUGGCACUUGUGUAUAUAAUGGCCAUUUUCUUUGUCAAGAUACUGGAAUGUCAGAAGUGUGGCAAGUAGUGUAAUUUGCAGGUUACUGAAAGCUGGAUCAAAGUUGUUUUGAGGAACUUAAGUAUGAAGCAAAUCAUACUGCAUUCUCAUCUUCAAUAUGUGAAGAAAUUUGCUGAAACUGUUUCCAGUAUCUUGUUGGAAAAUUCGGUGGUUCGUUUUCAAAAGCUUUGAUUAUUACAGAUUUGUUACAUACUUAUAUAAUGUUAUAAUUUAAUUAUGCCUGCUUCGUUUUCAAAAACUUCAA
Messenger RNA from Daucus carota subsp. sativus, 2355 nucleotides. RefSeq lists its product as uncharacterized. Gene Ontology annotation, biological process: nucleobase-containing compound metabolic process. Gene Ontology annotation, molecular function: 3'-5' exonuclease activity; nucleic acid binding. NCBI's taxonomy places the organism in Eukaryota, Viridiplantae, Streptophyta, Magnoliopsida, Apiales, Apiaceae. The transcript is spliced from 11 exons. The coding region runs from base 202 to 1878 and encodes 558 amino acids. The record is from RefSeq and is a predicted model, not a curated record.